Messenger RNA from Talpa occidentalis (Iberian mole), 416 nucleotides. Its product is annotated as 60S ribosomal protein L10-like. Lineage: Eukaryota; Metazoa; Chordata; Mammalia; Eulipotyphla; Talpidae. Gene Ontology annotation, molecular function: structural constituent of ribosome. The transcript has a single exon. Gene Ontology annotation, biological process: translation; ribosomal large subunit assembly. The coding region runs from base 69 to 371 and encodes 100 amino acids. Gene Ontology annotation, cellular component: cytosolic large ribosomal subunit; ribosome. The record is from RefSeq and is a predicted model, not a curated record.
GACAGCCCUUUUUAGGGGUCCUUCAUGCCUGACCUUAUGCUGUCCCCACUGUUAGGCUCCAGACAGGUAUGCGGGGUGUCUUUGGGAAGCCUCAGGGCACCGUGGCCAGGGUCCACAUUGGCCAAGUCAUCAUGUCCAUCUGCACCAAGCUGCAGAACAAGGAGCAUGUCAUCGAGGCUCUGUGUAGGGCCAAGGGCCAGUUCCCUGGCCGCCAGAAAAUCCAUAUUUCCAAGAAGUGGGGCUUUACCAAGUUUAAUGCAGAUGAGUUUGAAGACAUGGUAGCUGAAAAGCAGCUCAUCCCAGAUGGCCGUGGCGAGAAAUACAUCCCAAAUCGAGGCCCUCUGCACAAGUGGCAGGCCCUGCACUCAUGAGAGCAGAAGAGCUGCCUCCUUGUUGGUGACACAAAUAAAAACCGC